This is a messenger RNA of Astyanax mexicanus (Mexican tetra), 7660 nucleotides long. It is a transcript of the gene ascc3, whose product is annotated as activating signal cointegrator 1 complex subunit 3. Gene Ontology annotation, molecular function: ATP hydrolysis activity; ATP binding; nucleic acid binding. The transcript has 42 exons. Bases 154 to 6774 code for a protein of 2206 amino acids. The record is from RefSeq and is a predicted model, not a curated record. NCBI's taxonomy places the organism in Eukaryota, Metazoa, Chordata, Actinopteri, Characiformes, Acestrorhamphidae.
CGAGUGCCGUGCGUGUCAUGCCGGCUGAGAGCACGCUGAGCGUUUCGCUGGGUGACGGAUCUGCUGAGGCUGGAGGAGUGAGAGUGAGAGAGAGAGGCUGAAAACUGAAACUGUGAGAUCCAGCCUCUGAUGGUCGACUGAAGUGGCAGAGCCAUGUCUCCUCCUCGGCUCACCGGUGCAUUGCGCUCUUUCUCUACGGUCAGCAAGCAGGAAGACUUCACACAUGAGCUUUGUGAUUUAAAGGCAAAGCGUCAGAAGAGGCAGGAACUGUUUGCGAGAGAUGGGCUGACCUGGCCUAAAGUUGUCCAGUUCUUCACACAACACCUUGAAAGGAAGGAGCAACAGGCAACCUCUCAAGAGCUGAAGAACAUUCUACAAGCAGCUAAACAGAUAGUUGGUACAGAAAAUGGACAGGAUGCCAUUGAAAGUGCUGCAGUCUUCUUGUUUAAGACAUUCCACAACAAAGACCAGAUUGGCCAUGAAGAGACGCGUGCCAUCAAGCAGAUGUUUGGCCCGUUCCCAGCUUCAGCUGCUGAAGCGUCCUGCGCUGCUGUGGGCCGACUGGUGGAUCAGUUUGGAGAAUCCCAAGUAGAGGCUUUCAUCCAGACACAGAGCUCCUUCAAGUCUGUGGAUCGUGGGGCUGCUUUUGGACGAAACAUCGCCUUCUCCUUCGACACUUACGUUAUAGACAACCAGGACCCCCUGCCCUGGGAAGAAGAGAAUGAUGAGGACCGAAGCCUGGACUUCAACAGCUUCCUCAACAACCAUGCUGGUGGGCGGAGGACUGAGGUAGAGGCGGUUGGCGCACAGUCAAGGACUGCACCGACCCAGAGCAGCGCUGACGGCUCUAUCCUCAGAAGAGAGGUGGAGAAAUACCUGAGUGGAGGCAACAUGGGCUCAUCCAGUGUAGAAGAACUGUGCACCUCAUUGUUUGAGAUGCUGACGUCCACCAGGAGUGACGAUGAACUGCAGAAUGAGCUGUUUGAGUUCCUUGGCCCAGAGGGGUUUGAGAUGAUCUCCGUGCUCCUCCAGAGAAGGUCAGACAUUGUGGAUUCUCUCCUGUCUGCCCCGCCUGACAGCAGACUCGGCUACCCACCAGAUGGGAUGCUGAAGAAUUCAGAAACUAAGCCUACAUAUGGCUGUCAGGUGACCAUUCAGUCAGAGCAAGAGAAGCAGAUGAUGAAGUUCUACCGGAGGGAGGAGAAGAGGGAGAGGAAGAGAGAAAGGCGAGGUGAUGAUGGGGAAACUUCAGAAGCCACGUUCCAUUUUGACCCCAAGGAGCUGAGAUUGCAGAGGGAGCAGGCCUUGCUGAAUGCUCGCCAGUCUCCAGUGUUCGGCCGCCAGAGAGAAUACGAACGUCCUCACUACCCUCAUGUCUAUGACGCAUUUGCUGAGGCUACCAAAACGUCUGCCUUCAUUGGAGGAUCUAAGAUGCUGCUGCCUGAGGGUAUCCGGAGAGAGAAUAAUAAGAUGUUUGAGCAGGUUGAGAUCCCACCCAACGAGCCAAUGCCCAUCGGCUUCCAGGAGAAACCUGUCUACAUUUCAGAACUGGAUGAGAUUGGACAGCUGGUGUUUAAAGGUAUGAAGCGUCUGAACAGGAUCCAGUCCAUUGUGUUUGAGACGGCGUACAACACUAAUGAGAACCUGCUGAUUUGUGCCCCCACGGGUGCAGGAAAGACCAACAUCGCCAUGCUCACGGUUCUGCACGAGAUCCGUCAACACCUGCAGCCCGGCGGGGUCAUCCGCAAGGACCAAUUCAAGAUAGUAUAUGUAGCUCCGAUGAAGGCCUUGGCUGCCGAGAUGACUAAUUACUUCAGUAAGCGCUUGGAGCCGCUGGGCAUCUCUGUCAAAGAGCUGACUGGAGACAUGCAGUUGACCAAAGGGGAGAUCCUCCGCACUCAGAUGCUGGUGACCACCCCUGAGAAGUGGGACGUGGUAACGAGGAAGAGUGUGGGUGAUGUCGGGCUGUCUCAAAUUGUCCGGCUGAUAAUCCUGGAUGAAGUCCAUCUACUGCAUGAAGACAGAGGACCUGUCCUGGAGAGCCUGGUGGCCAGGACACUGCGUCAGGUGGAGUCGACUCAGAGUAUGAUCCGUAUUCUUGGACUGUCUGCAACUCUACCCAAUUAUCUGGACGUGGCAUCCUUCCUGCAUGUGAACCCCUACAUUGGCCUCUUCUUCUUCGACAGCCGCUUCCGCCCUGUUCCUCUUGGCCAAACUUUUGUGGGCGUUAAGACCACUAGUAAGAUCCAGCAGCUUCAUGACAUGGAGGAAGUUUGCUACGACAAAGUCUUGGAGCAGAUUAGAGCUGGACAUCAGGUGAUGGUGUUUGUGCACGCCCGUAAUUCCACUGUGCGCACAGCCAUGAGUCUGAUUGAGAUGGCCAAGAACCGAGGGGAGUCAUCUUUCUUCCAGGUGGACCAGGGUCCAGAUUAUGGUCACUGUGAGAAGCAGGUGCAGCGCUCACGGAAUAAGCAGCUGAGGGAGAUGUUCCCCGAUGGAUUUGGGAUCCACCACGCUGGGAUGCUGCGGCAGGACCGCACACUGAUGGAGAACAUGUUCUCCCGGGGCUACCUGAAGGUUCUUGUGUGCACAGCUACACUGGCUUGGGGUGUUAACCUGCCUGCUCAUGCAGUCAUCAUCAAGGGAACUCAGAUCUACGAUGCUAAACGAGGUGCUAUGGUGGACCUGGGCAUUCUGGAUGUGAUGCAGAUUUUCGGGCGUGCCGGCAGACCGCAGUUUGAUAAGUACGGAGAGGGCACCAUCAUCACCACCCAUGACAAACUGAGCCACUAUCUGACCCUCCUCACACAGCAGAACCCAAUCGAGAGCCAGUUUCAUGCCAGCCUGGCUGAUAACCUCAAUGCAGAGGUGGCUCUGGGAACUGUUACAAAUGUUGAAGAAGCUGUUAAGUGGUUGAGCUACACCUACCUCUAUGUACGAAUGAGAGCCAAUCCACUGGCUUACGGCAUCAAUCAUAAGGCCUACCAGAUGGAUCCAGGGCUGGAGCUGUACAGGAAGGAAUUAGUGGUGGAGGCCGGGAGGAAGCUGGACAAGGCUCGGAUGAUCCGCUUUGAGGAGAGGACGGGUUAUUUUGCCUCGACUGACCUUGGCAGAACGGCCAGCCACUUCUACAUCAAAUAUAACACCAUUGAGACAUUUAAUGAGCUUUUCAACGCCCAGAAAACAGACGCGGACAUUCUGAGUAUCGUCUCUAAAGCAGAGGAAUUUGAGCAGGUUAAGGUGCGAGAUGAGGAACAAGAAGAGUUGGAGGCGUUGCUGUAUAACUUCUGUCAGCUCCCGGCAGCCGGAGGGGUGGAAAACGGCUACGGCAAAAUUAACAUCCUGCUGCAGACCUACGUCAGCCGUGGAGAGGUGGACAACUUCUCACUCAUCUCAGACCUGUCUUACGUGGCUCAGAAUGCUGCUCGUAUCAUGAGGGCGCUCUUCGAGAUCGCUCUGAGGAAGCGCUGGCCAGCGAUGACCUACCGGCUGCUCAACCUGUGUAAGGUGAUUGAUAAGCGCCUGUGGGGCUGGGCUCACCCUCUGCGCCAGUUUACCACACUGCCAACCUCCGUGCUGUCCAGACUGGAGGAGAGGAAGCUCACUGUGGACAAACUCAAAGACAUGCGCAAGGACGAGAUAGGUCACAUGUUGCACCAUGUGAACAUUGGGUUGAAGGUGAAGCAGUGCGUCCACCAGAUUCCUGCCAUCCUGAUGGAGGCUUCCAUUCAGCCAAUCACGCGCACCGUCCUUCGCGUGCGCCUCACCAUUACCCCCGACUUCAGGUGGAACGACCAGGUGCACGGCUCGGUCGGAGAACCAUGGUGGCUGUGGGUGGAGGACCCCAUCAAUGACCACAUUUACCACUCAGAGUACUUUCUCCUGCAGAAGAAACAGGUGGUGAGUGGGGAGCCACAGCAGGUGGUCUUUACCAUCCCAAUCUUUGAGCCCAUGCCUUCGCAGUAUUACAUCCGUGCGGUGUCUGACCGCUGGCUGGGCUCUGAGGCUGUGUGUAUAAUCAACUUCCAGCACCUCAUCCUGCCUGAGAGACACCCUCCACACACAGAGCUUCUGGACCUGCAGCCAUUGCCUGUGUUGGCCCUGGGCAACAGAGAGUACGAGAGCCUGUAUAAGUUCACUCAUUUCAACCCCAUUCAGACCCAGAUCUUCCACACACUCUACCACACUGAUACCAAUGUGCUGCUCGGAGCUCCCACUGGCUCAGGAAAGACCAUUGCUGCUGAGAUGGCCAUCUUCAGGGUCUUCAACAAGUACCCUACUGCCAAGGCAGUGUACAUCGCUCCUCUCAAAGCUCUGGUUAGAGAGAGGAUAGAAGACUGGAAGAUCAGGAUUGAGGAGAAGCUUGGGAGGAAAGUCGUAGAGCUGACUGGUGACGUGACUCCAGACAUGCGAGCCAUAGCACAGGCAGAUCUGAUUGUCACCACUCCAGAGAAGUGGGAUGGUGUCAGCAGAAGCUGGCAGAACCGCAGCUACGUCCAGAAAGUGGCUAUUCUCAUCAUUGACGAGAUUCACCUGCUGGGCGAGGACAGAGGGCCAGUUCUUGAGGUUAUAGUAUCCAGGACCAACUUCAUCUCAUCUCACACCUCCAAACCUGUGCGAGUGGUUGGGUUAUCCACGGCGCUGGCCAAUGCACGGGACCUUGCAGACUGGCUGGGCAUUGGGCAGAUGGGCUUGUUUAAUUUCCGACCAUCGGUCCGGCCUGUCCCGUUGGAGGUGCACAUCCAAGGUUUCCCCGGGCAACACUACUGUCCUCGCAUGGCCAGCAUGAACAAGCCCGUCUUCCAAGCUAUCCGCAGCCAUUCCCCCGCCAAGCCUGUCCUGAUCUUUGUGUCAUCCCGGCGGCAGACACGUCUCACAGCGCUCGACCUGAUAGCUUUCCUGGCCACAGAGGAUGACCCCAAGCAGUGGCUUCAUCAGGAUGAGCGAGAGAUGACUGACAUCAUUGCCACAGUGAGGGAUUCCAACCUGAAGCUGACACUGGCCUUUGGCAUCGGCAUGCAUCACGCAGGCCUGCACGAGAGAGACAGGAAGACUGUAGAAGAGCUGUUUGUGAACUGCAAGAUUCAGGUGCUAAUCGCAACAAGCACUCUGGCCUGGGGUGUGAACUUCCCUGCUCACCUGGUGAUUGUGAAGGGUACGGAGUAUUAUGACGGGAAGACUCACCGCUAUGUGGAUUAUCCCAUUACAGAUGUACUACAGAUGAUGGGACGUGCAGGUCGACCUCAGUUUGAUGACCAGGGCAAAGCAGUCAUCCUGGUGCAUGACAUCAAGAAAGACUUCUACAAGAAGUUUCUGUACGAGCCCUUUCCUGUGGAGUCCAGCCUGCUUGGUGUGCUGUCUGAUCACUUGAAUGCAGAGAUAGCUGCAGGAACAGUCACUUCCAAGCAGGACGCCAUGGAUUACAUCACCUGGACUUACUUCUUCCGUCGGCUGGUUAUGAACCCCAGCUACUACAACCUGGAUGACAUAAACCAUGAGACUAUCAACAAGUUCCUCUCCAACCUUGUGGAAAAAAGCCUCCAAGAUCUGGAAUGUUCCUACUGUAUGGAAAUACAAGAGGACGAGCGCACCAUCGAGCCUCUCACGUACGGCCGCAUUGCCUCCUACUAUUACCUGAAGCACCAGACUGUUCGCAUGUUCAAGGAGAGACUGAAGCCAGAUCUACCAGUUCAGGAGCUGCUGUCCAUCCUCACUGAUGCGGAGGAGUACGCCGAGCUGCCAGUGCGCCACAACGAGGACCAGCUGAACAGUGAGCUGGCCCAGCGGCUCCCCCUGCAGGUCAACCCACACUCUUAUGACAGCGCCCACACCAAGACUCACCUGCUCCUGCAGGCCCACUUCAGCCGCGCCCAGCUCCCCUGCAGCGAUUACGGCACUGACACCAAGACAGUCCUGGACAACGCCAUCCGAGUCUGCCAGGCUUUGUUGGACGUGGCGGCGAACGAGGGCUGGCUGGUGUCUGCACUGAGCAUCUGUAAUCUGGUGCAGAUGAUUGUUCAGGCCAGGUGGCUUCAUGAUUCCUCUCUCAUCACUUUGCCUCAUAUCGAAAAGCAGAGUCUCUACCUCUUCAGGAGAUGGAGCUCCAAAGGUGGGCAGGGCGGAGGCAGGGGUUACCAAGGCCCAAUUGAAGCGCUUCCUGAGCUGAUAGCUGCCUGUGAUGGACGAGAGGAAAUCUUCACAGCCAUGGUGAAGGAGGAGCUUCAGCCGCAUCAGAUUUCUCAGGCUUGGGCCUUCUUGAGUCACCUGCCUGUGGUGGAGGUGAGUUUGAAAGUGAAAGGUUGGUGGGAGGGAUGUGAGGAGCAGACAGAGCGCGCUCUGCCCACCAACGUCACCAGCUUCAGGGAGCAGAGCAGUUGGCUGCCCGUUCAUGCAGACCAGGAGUAUGUUCUCCAGGUGUCCCUGCAGCGAAUCAACAUGGGCAGACAAAGAAGAAAGCAGGACAGUAAAGCCCAAGCUCCACGCUUUCCCAAGCCCAAGGAUGAAGGCUGGUUCCUAGUCCUGGGGGAGGUGGAGAAGAAAGAGCUUCUGGCUAUCAAGCGAGUGGGAUAUGUGCGCAACCGGAGCGUGGUGUCUUUGGCCUUCUACACACCUGAGCAGACUGGGAAGUGUAUCUACACCCUCUAUCUGAUGAGCGACAGCUACCUGGGCUUGGAUCAGCAAUACGACAUCCACCUGAACGUCACUCCCACCAGCAUCUCUGCCCAGGUCAACACUGAGGUCACUGAUAGCGUGGCCAGCAUGUCCUUCAAGUGACCUCUCUCACCUGAUAAAACUGGUACACCUGCCGCUCAGCUCGUUUUGUGUGUGUUUGAGGGAGGCGUGGGAGCAGAUUCACACAGGCCACUGCUCUCUGAAGAUCUCUGUCAACAGAACAACGCAGGUGUGACCAGACCUGACCACAGUGGACUCACUCUGACCAAAGUGGCCUUAGAAGAGAAAAUUUAUAUUAACGCUGCUGCAAGUUUUUGGAUAUGUCUCCACUCUUCUGUUAUUACUAGGAUACAAUGAAUCAUUCCUUUACAUUUUUGGGAAGCUGCUGCACAUCUCCCCAAUUGAAUCCGAAUCACUGCUUAGAGCACAUUGUGAGGGUACGAUAGGAGUAGUCGGAUAAUUAAAUGGCAUGCGAGCGUCCGUAUGUCUGUGGAGUGGGUGGGAGCAGACGUGACGGGGAUUUAUUUUAGCAGAAGGUCAGGAAUUCAGUGCAGGUGUGUAAAACAUGCUCCUCUGUGAGGGACUGCUGCACUCUACCACUGCCAGACUGUCACAUCUGUUUUAAGAAACCUCUCUCUCUCUCUCUCUCUCUCUCUCUCUCUCUCUCUGCCUUCCCUUUACACCCCUCGCCCCUCCCUCUACCUCCCUGCCUUCAAAUAAUCUGCUGUGGGACAUACAAGUGGCAAACACAUCCAGAAGGGUUGAGAAUAAGUAAUGGAUAAGUAAAAGGAAAGACUUAAAUGGUUUACAAAUGUUGAAAAAUAUGAUAUUGAUGUAUUAUUAAGUGAUUGGUUCAAAAGUAAACUGCCAAAAAUAGAUCAUAUUUCUUUUUUUUGCUUUGCUUCCUUCUAUCUAAUUCAUUCUGUUGUAAUUUCCUUCAGCUGUCCCUUGAAAUAAUUUUGCCUAAAAAAUAAAGAUACUGAAUGCA